Messenger RNA from Cercopithifilaria johnstoni, 1926 nucleotides. The record is from the annotation of a GenBank genome assembly. Lineage: Eukaryota; Metazoa; Nematoda; Chromadorea; Rhabditida; Onchocercidae.
AUGGGAAGACAUCGGCGUGAUGAAAAAGAUUUUCAUUUCGAUUUUUAUUUCUUCCGAUGUCUUGCAGAUAUUUCAAAGAUUCUUUUUCCACGUGUUGAAUGGGCCGUACUCUUCACGUUUGCUACACUUUUUUUUGCUAUUGCUAGUGAAGUUUUAACGUUUUUGACGGGUAUGGUACCAGGCCGAAUAUAUCAGGCAUUAGCAGAUAGAAGUGAAUCGGAAUUCUGGCGUAUUUUCCUCAUUGGCUCAAUUGUAUAUAUCGGCAACUGUGUGUUGAUAGCUUUGAAAUCGUUCACAUCAUGGCAACUCUAUUUAUGUUGGCGUAAAAAUGCGUUGAUAGCUUUGAAAUCGUUCACAUCAUGGCAACUCUAUUUAUGUUGGCGUAAAAAUGCGGUAAUCAAACUUCAGCAAUGCUAUUUUAAUAAUCAUGCCUAUUAUAAAAUCAAUAAUAUUGAUGAUUAUGGCAUCGAUAAUCCUGAUCAGCGUAUCACACAAGAUACUGAAAGAAUAUGCAAUCAAUUAGCAAUUAAUAUAAUGCCUUCUGUACUGAUCGGACCAUUUGUUAUCGCUUUCUAUACCUAUAAAACAUAUAUCAGCACUGGUAGUUUGGGUAUUGCUAUUAUUUAUGGAUAUUUUGUUGUUGGUAUUAUUGUUAACAAAUUUCUUAUAUCACCGAUGGUUAAAUGGAAUGCUCGAAUAGAGAAAGCAGAAGGUGACUUUAGGUAUAAACAUGUUUCAAUACGGAAUAAUGCCGAAUCAAUUGCUCUGUACGAAGCAGAACCAUUCGAGCAAUAUGAAUGCAAUCGAAUAUUUAUGUUACUUUGGUGGCGACAAUUUAAAUUUAUGUGCUGGAAAUUACCGAAUUUAUUUUGGCAACAACUUUAUGACUAUUAUGGUGGAAUUUUAAGCUAUGCAAUACAAUUUAUUCCGAUACUAAUUACUGGAUUAUAUGAUGAUUUACCGAUGCAAGAUUUAGGAAGGAUUAUAAGUAAUAAUGCAUUUGUAUAUAUGUAUUUGAUGAAUAGUUUCACACGAAUAACAGGUAUAGCAAUUAGUGCUGGUGAAAUGGCUGGCAUAUUGCAACGUGUGGCAGAAUUGGUUCACAUAUGCAAACAUAUCGGCGAUAACAACACAACUGGAUAUGAUGAUAUUGUAGUUGAUUCAACAUUAAAAAAAGGUGAUACUAAUCAGUGUAUGAUAUAUGAUAUUCAUAAUAUUAGCUAUUCAUUACCAAAUUAUUCCACCCAAAAACUACUUAAUGAUUUUUCAUUUGCAAUCAAUAGGAAUGCAAAAAUUUGGAUAAUAGGUCCUAAUGGAUGUGGAAAAACUGCACUGAUACGUGUGCUAUCACAAUUAUGGCAAUAUCAAUCUGGACAUAUAAGAUGUGGAGCUAAACGUGGACAAAUUUUACGCCUAUCACAAAUACCUUAUUUUCCCUGUGGUCAUUUAAGUUUAUUUCAACAAAUUAGCUUUCCAGCAACAAGCAUUUCAAAUAGUCUUGAACGAAUUGAUAAUGAUUAUGUAUCUAUUAAUAGCAUUUUAAAUGAAUUAAAACUUGAUUGGUUAAUUGAACGUUGUGAAGGACUCUUUAAUCCGGUUGAAUUUGAAUGGCAAAAUACAUUAACACCAAGUGAGCAACAACGAUUUGCAUUUGCCCGAGUAUUAUUUCAACAACCGCAAUUUGUUAUUUUAGAUGAAUCAAGUAGUUGUAUCGAUUUAGAAAUCGAAGAACAUAUCUAUCAACUUCUUAUUUCGAAUAAUAUUGGCUUUAUAUCAAUUGGUCAUCAUCCAUCAUUAAUUAAGUUCCACGAUACGAUACUACAUUUGGAUGGUUGUGGUAAUUAUAAGAUUCGAUCAUUGCGAUCAUUUAGUUCAAUUUCCACGAUCGAUCUUAUUAAUUCUAAUGAUUUUUCAAAUUCAACCUAA